Molecule: messenger RNA, 1806 nt
Organism: Zingiber officinale
Lineage: Eukaryota; Viridiplantae; Streptophyta; Magnoliopsida; Zingiberales; Zingiberaceae
Product: zinc finger CCCH domain-containing protein 17-like
Exons: 10
Coding region: 302-1555 (417 amino acids)
Molecular function (GO): metal ion binding; protein binding
Source: RefSeq, a predicted model, not a curated record
AAGUAAACACAAAACAUAAACGGAAGCGCCCUAACUAAGCAAAGCUAAAUCGCCUUGUCGCUAGCCGCUCAACCGCUUCCCUGCGCGGCAGCCCGAUCAAGCAAAGCAAAGCAAAGCAGGAAGAGAGCGAGGGUUUUUCGUCGAAUCUCACUGCCCCGCCGCCUUGUUCAUCGUCUUCCAAGGGGCGCCAUCUGUGGCUUGAGGCGUUCCUCGCCGACUUCGAUCGCUCUUUGGGAUCAUCCUGUUUGUGGCAUCUUCCUGGAUCUCCGAUUGCAUCUGAGUUAUUUGUUUGGGUCGUUUGAUGGAUUUCGAGCAACCGGAUCGGUACGGAAACAGGAGGGCCUACCAGCGGGCAGGGCCGUCUCAGGUUCCAGACAGAAGCAACAAGGUAUGCUUCCACUGGCAGGCGGGGCGAUGCAGCCGUCACCCGUGUCCCUUUCUCCAUAGCGACCCGCCGCAGACCGUGCUCGCCGAUGGCGCUGCCAAGCGGGGGCACUUGCACGGCCACGUGUCUAGAAAUCCUGCCUCCGCGGGCGCGCCGCCCUCCAAGUGGGGCAAGGGUCGAGCGGGUGGCAAGGCUCCCGACAAGAUCUGCAAUUACUUCCUCGCUGGAAAUUGUAGUUUCGGAGAUAGGUGCAGGUUCCUGCAUUCGUGGUUCAUGAGCGAUAGCUUCUCUCUCUUGACCCAACUCCAGGGGCAUCAAAAGGUAGUGACUGGUAUCGCUCUGCCUUCAGGGUCUGAUAAACUCUACUCUUGUAGCAAGGAUGAGUCUGUUCGUGUUUGGGAUACUCAAACUGGGAAGUGCGUUGGAGCCAUCAAUAUGGGAGGUGAGGUUGGAUGUAUGAUCAGUGAAGGUCCUUGGUUAUUUAUUGGAGUUGCGAAUGCUGUCAAGGCAUGGAACACACAAACAACAACAGAACAAAGCCUUGAUGGCCCUGUCGGACAAGUUUAUGCUUUGACCGUUGGUAAUGGUAUGCUAUUUGCUGGAACACAGGAUGCACGAAUAUUGGUGUGGAAAUUUAGUGCUGCUGGGAAUGUCUUUGAACCAGCUACUUCUCUUUCUGAUCAUCGGCAUGCAGUAGUUUCUCUAGUUGCAGGGGCCAUGAAGCUUUACUCAGGUUCUAUGGAUAAUACAAUAAAAGUGUGGGAUCUGGCAACAUUCCAAUGCCUUCAGACCCUCAGUGGCCACACAUCUGUUGUUAUGUCAGUGCUUUGUUGGGAUAAGUUUUUACUAUCUUCUUCUUUGGACAAUACAAUCAAGGUUUGGGUUUUGACAGAUGCUGGGAAUCUGGAAGUAGCAUACACUCACGAGGAGGAACAUGGUGUACUUGCCCUAUGUGGCAUGCUUGAUGCUGAAGCCAAACCUGUCAUAUUAUGUUCUUGCAACGACAAUAGCAUACGGGUUUAUGACCUGCCUUCGUUCGGCGAGCGGGGUAGGAUAUUUUCAAAACAAGAGAUGAGAGCGAUACAAGUUGGACCUGGUGGUUUGUUUUUCACUGGAGAUGGAACGGGCGAGCUGAAGGUAUGGCAAUGGUCAUCAAAACAAAAUAACUGAUUGCUGUUCUAGGUCAUAGUUCCUUUGUAAUAUGUAAACCAUUUAUCGAGUCUAAGAAGUCAGCUGCCAAUUUUGAUGUUGUCAUUUAUUUGGUUUGAAAGAGGAUGUGAAUGCGGGUCAUUCGUUUGCUGAUUAUUGAUCAUCACCAGCCGGUUAUAGAAUCAUAAUCGUGCAAGUUGCACCUGAUUUAGUCUUUAUAAUAAAAUUGUGGAUCUGGAUUUAGCUGAGGAAGUUAGUUAAUGUUUCAAACA